GCUGAUUCGCGGCAGCUCCGAGCGGCAGCGCUGUGCCUCGCUUGGCUCCCGGCAGCCGCGUCAAGCUCUCUCUCUCUGUCUCUCUCUCUCUCUCCCUCCCUCCCUCCUUCUUUCCUUCCUUCCUUCUUUCUUUCCAUGCUGGCCCAAAGCGCUCGCCCACACGCGCCGGGGUCAGCCACGUCCGGCUCUUUCUCCUCUCUCUCUGUCUCUGCUCCAAGGGGGACGCCCGAGCCCAGCCAUUGCCACGCUUUGGGAUAGUGAUGAGGUCCCAGUGAAUCACACUCUCUCCAACUCUAUACUUAGACAUCACUUUGUUUUCCAUCCAGGGAAGAACAUUUUCCUUGCGGCCCUGUCAAAGAAAGACGAUCCGAUGGACUUACACCGGGCAGCCUUCAAGAUGGAAAACUCCUCCUACCUUCCCAAUCCUCUGGCAUCUCCAGCCCUGAUGGUUCUCGCUUCUACCGCUGAAGCUAGCCGCGAUGCUUCCAUCCCUUGCCAGCAGCCAAGGCCCUUUGGCGUCCCUGUGUCGGUGGACAAGGAUGUGCACAUCCCAUUCACCAAUGGCUCCUACACGUUUGCCUCGAUGUAUCACCGACAAGGUGGGGUGCCAGGAGCCUUCACUAACCGUGAUUUCCCACCUUCCUUGCUGCAUCUCCACCCCCAGUUUGCUCCCCCCAACCUGGACUGCACCCCAAUAAGCAUGCUGAACCACAGCGGGGUUGGGGCCUUCCGCCCCUUUGCCUCCACUGAGGACAGGGAGAGCUACCAGUCAGCUUUUACACCUGCCAAGCGCCUGAAGAACUGCCAUGAGACUGACUCUCCCCACCUUCGCUUCUCAGACGCUGAUGGCAAGGAGUAUGAGUUUGGAGCCCAGCUUCCGUCUGGCUCUCCAAGCUCUCUCAAAGUUGAUGAGACAGGGAAAAAGAUCUUUGCUGUCUCUGGCCUCAUUUCCGACCGGGAGACCUCAUCCAGCCCUGAGGACCGAAAUGAGAGAUAUAGAAGCGACAGCCAAGGAGGGCCGACAGCAUCUGCAGGGGCCAGCCAGCGCAUGACGUUAACUUUCCCCCUCUGCAAGAAGAAGACAACACUUUUUGACAGCCAGGCCCCCAUCUGCCCUAUCUGCCAGGUCUUGCUUCGCCCGGGUGAACUCCAAGAACACAUGGAACAAGAGCUGGAGAAAUUAAAACAACUGAACAUCAGUAAGAACUCUAUAUUGAAGGAUGUCAUGGCUCCAGGCACUCCCAAGUCAAUUUUGUUGUCAGCCUCAAUCAAGCGGGAAGGAGACUCUCCAACAUCGCCUCACUCCUCCGAUGAUAUCCAUCACUCAGACAGAUACCAGACAUUCCUGCGAGUGAGAGCAAACAGACAGACCCGACUGAAUGCUCGAAUUGGGAAAAUGAAACGGAGGAAGCAAGACGAAGGACAGGUAUGUCCCCUCUGCAGCCAGCCUCUCUCAGGAUCCGAGGAGGAGAGGAGUGGGCAUGUCGAACAAUGCCUUGCAAAGAGGGAAGGUUCAUGCAUGAUGGAAGAUGACUCUGUUGACAUUGAAAAUGAGAAUGGUAAUCGCUUUGAAGAAUAUGAAUGGUGUGGACAGAAGAGGAUACGUGCGACUACCCUCUUAGAAGGAGGUUUCAGAGAAUGUUCAGCAUUAACUCGAUUUUGGCGCUGGGGCCAGCUGCUCCGAGGGCAAGCGGAGCAGAGCUGUGUACACAGCGCUGGAGGGCUACUGUGCUCUCAAGGAUCUGGGUUUGUCAUGUGCAGCGGCAAGGAGAAUCCAGACAGUGAUGCCGAUCUUGAUGUGGAUGGAGACGACACACUGGAAUAUGGAAAACCACAAUAUACAGAGGCAGAUAUCAUUCCAUGCACUGGAGAAGAACCAGGCGAAGCCAAAGAAAGAGAAGCACUUAGAGGUGCAGUCUUAAAUGGUGGCACGCCUAGUACCCGGAUAACACCAGAAUUUUCUAAAUGGGCAAGUGAUGAAAUGCCAUCAACAAGUAAUGGGGAGAGCAGUAAACAGGAGCCUAUGCAAAAGACCUGCAAGAACAGUGACAUAGAGAAGAUUACAGAGGACUCAGCAGUGACAACGUUUGAAGCACUAAAGGCUCGCGUACGUGAGUUAGAAAGGCAGCUCUCCCGUGGGGACCGCUAUAAAUGUCUCAUUUGCAUGGAUUCCUAUACGAUGCCCCUGACCUCCAUCCAGUGCUGGCACGUGCACUGUGAGGAAUGCUGGCUGCGAACUCUGGGUGCCAAGAAACUGUGCCCACAGUGCAACACCAUCACCUCUCCAGGGGAUCUCAGGCGCAUCUACUUAUGAAGGACAAUGCUGCUCCGAUCAGCUUGCUGUAUCAUGGGGACUGGGAAAAGGAGUGACAGCAACUUGAAAACAAAACUAGAGACUCCAAAUGUGGACUAGAGGCUUUGGGAGCCGCACGAUGCCUCUGCUUCCAGACCUGUCACUGGCGCUGCCAACUCCAGAAGGAGGCCAAACCGAAAUCCUUAUUGUCAAUCUCCCCUUUUUUACAAACUGACGAUCCACGUUUUGUCCCAUUUCUUCAAGAGCUGGGUUCCAUCGUGGACGACUUGCAAGCCUUUCCAGGGGGAGUAUCUUUGUCGACAUGCCCACCAGAGAAGGGGCUGGAUCUUCCACAGCAGGAACUUUCAUAGCCUGUUCCUUGUGUUUUUCUCCCAUCCCCAAUUUUAUUUGUGGCGUUCAAGUUGUUUUUUCUUUUUAAGUCAAAGAAAAAGCCUACACCCACGCACCCUCAAAAGGCAGAAUGAAGCACAUGUAAUAUAGAUUAUAUGUUUACAAUGUUGUGUAUAAAUGGGAUAGACUCCAACAUUACAUACUAAUGUUUCCCUUUUAUUUUUAUUUUUAUUUUGGUUUUUGGUUGUACGUUUUUUUAAAAAAAAAGAGAAAAAAAUACAGAGAACAUUAAACCCAUAUUUUUCUUGGUUCUGCAGAGUUUUGACAUUAAAGUCAUUAGUUUAAAAAGUAUAUAUAUAUAUAUUAUACAUAUAUAUAAUAUAAAUGGUUUAAUGUUCUGUGGUGUAUAUUUCCUCAUUCAAAUAUGAAGUUAACAGCUUCGAAUAAUGGCUGUAAUUUUGCCCAUAACUUACAUACCUUCUAAGAGAAAUAGGGAAAACAGGAUUUUUUGUCAUUAGUUAUAGCUAAUGGAAGUAUUUAUAUAAGAUUCUUAUCCCACUUAAACAUUUUCAGUUUUUCAGAAAGAAAGACACAUAAGAUCAGGUUUGCAAGAUCUUACCAUAUUUCCACCAGGCAAAAGGAUGUUUACAUAAAGCAGCAAAAAGUGGAGAGUGCCUGUUGCAGCUGGCAAUGUCGGUGUAACUUUGCUCGAACCAGGUUCUUUGGUCAUGUGAAAGCUGAAGCCAUCUUUUGUCCAAGGAUACUUUCUCCAGGAUGUGAGCCCAUGCACUGAACAAGAUUCUCUAGCUCUUUCUAUGAGGGGAAGAAUAAAUGUAGAGGAUACAUUCUGAAUGCUUUGUCUGAGCAGGAGAUAAUCUCACCUCCCUCCUGAAACAUGGUGCAGGUGCUCUGGUACUCUGGCAGCCGAGGUACUGUAUUGACAUUCCAUCAUUUUCAAAGAUUCCAUGCUUUUAAAAGAAAAUAAGUAUGUGCAGAGUUCUUAGUGGUUGGGGCAUUACUUAGUCUUUUAUCACUCCUACUUUGGAGCUGUGGCAAUAAUAUAACUUGAUACAAAUCCUCACAAGAUGAGAACCUCUGGUGAUGUGUUUGCACAAUGCUCCUGACAUGCAUUUUACCAGGCCCUUAUUUUGAAAGUACCCCAGAAGUGAGCCUUGUGCAGUCUGCUCACCACAUAUUUUUAACCAGAAACAAGUAACACAAAUAUUAAUACACACACAAGGCAAAGAAGCUGCCUGCCUUCCAUUUGGAGAAGAAAAGUUAAGAUUGCUGGGAAUCUUGAGACUCAAGCCAGACAUUUGGUUGAUAUUUCCAAUAGCUGGCUUUACUAAUAGACCCCUCUAUGGAGAUUCACCUAAACUGGAGUGACAGAAAUGAUGUGUUUAUGCACGGGUAUCUUCUACAAAUUACCUUCGGAGUGAGUUAUUCUGGCUAAUGUAUUUUGAGGUUAAAUCUAUCCUUUACAUUCUAGAAGGCCAGCUACACCAGACAAACCAUUAUCAAUGGUUCAAUUAUAUUUUGCAGCAUAUAUAUAUGUUGCAGCUUGGCUGAUCAGGGACUGGAUGCAAGGUGGGAACAGCUUCUCUUAAGAAAAUGUUGAUCAUUGCUGUACUACACACAUUUUUAUCCUGUGAAUAGUUUGGUACCUUUAGAUGAGCCUGAGCUUCCAGCGUGUAUGAACAUCAGUGUCUCAUUUCACCCCAUUUCUGAUCAUUCCUCCCUGGGAACUGAAGUAACAAAGGGCCACCUGCAGCUUAUGUUAAAGGGGAGGGAAUACCCCUUUUCAACCAAGAGCAGAUCUCGCAUACUAAAUGGGCAACAACAAUUGGCAAGAGCCACAAAGCUUCUGGAGUGCCAUUUGUUCAACCAGGAGGUUCCUCCACUGGUAUAGCACUUAAGCAUUCUUAAAUUUAUCACAGUGGGGAUGUCUUAUCACCCCAAAUCUGUUCGCCCAGUACAAUCAAGCCAUCUCUAUUGAGACUUCUAGUGGAACGCUACAUUUCACCCUGAUCUGUUUGGGAAUAGGCUAUGCUGAGAAGGCUCACUCUUGACGUUCCAGCAAAUUGGCACUGGGAGCAAGGAGCUUUCUCUGGUCCUAUGGACCACUACUAAGCCAAAUGAAUAUAUGUAAACCAUAUAUAACUAGUAGCCUUUAUUUUUAAAGUUAAAUCUCACUUUUUUUUCCUUGAGGGCGUAGGGAAGGGAGAAAAGCCCCAAAAGGAAAGUGCAAGGGAUUGACUUGUUCAUUUCCUCUUUUGGAGCAAGGCACGUUUGGCAAAAUUCCAUGACCAUUCCCUCUUCCUCAAUGAACUUGAAAAGAAAUGCCCAAAGAUUCCCAGCUGCACAAGGUAAUAUUCAAGUUGUGUCAAUGAUUGUGUGUCGAUGUAUAUUCUAUAAAAAAGGUACUUGUCAUUCCCGUUUGUAAACUACAUUGACAUUAAUUAAAUGAAUAUAAAACCUU
Messenger RNA from Anolis sagrei ordinatus, 5123 nucleotides. RefSeq names its product ring finger protein 220 (gene RNF220). The record is from RefSeq and is a predicted model, not a curated record. Gene Ontology annotation, molecular function: metal ion binding; ubiquitin protein ligase activity. Lineage: Eukaryota; Metazoa; Chordata; Lepidosauria; Squamata; Anolidae. Gene Ontology annotation, biological process: protein ubiquitination.